UGUCUUGAUAGGGACACUACCCCGGAAUCGCAGCUGAUAUUCGUGCUAUGUGUUUGAACUGUCUUUGUUCGCUUUAUUCUUCAACCGGUUAGAAACUCAUCGUUGAUGAUGGAUUCGAAAAUAAUCCUGUUUCAAACAUGCGGGUUUUAUUUCCUGCUUCUUUUUUUGCAUGGCGCGUAUGGAGACAUGAGCUAUUCUUUUCCCGAGGAGAUGAAACGAGGAUCAGUUAUUGGAAAUAUUGCCAAGGAUCUCGGGCUGAAGACGGGUGCGCUGUCCAACCGAAGAGCCCGUAUUGACACCGAUGGGACUGAGAAGCGUUACUGUGACAUUAACCUGAAUAACGGAGAACUGAUUGUUGCAGACAGGAUUGACCGAGAGGGGCUUUGUGGAGAAAAGGCUUCGUGCAUCCUACAACAUGAGCUCGUGCUGGAGAAUCCUCUCGAGCUCCAUCGGAUUAGUCUCCACAUUCAAGAUAUUAAUGAUAACGCCCCUCAAUUUAACGAAGAAUCGAUUAAUAUAGAAAUUAGAGAGUCUGCAGACAGGGGAGCUCGUUUUGUGAUAGAGGAGGCGCACGAUGCGGAUGUAGGACAAAAUUUAGUUCAACAAUACAGCCUGAAAAAGAAUGAACAUUUCAUUUUGGCUUCUAAUGGAAACACAAUAGAGCUUGUUCUUGAUAAAGAGCUUGAUCGUGAAAAACAACAGGAGAUCAAUUUGCUCCUUACAGCUUUAGAUGGUGGCUCUCCUCAGAGAUCAGGUACUGUAGUCAUACACGUCACUGUGCUGGAUGCUAAUGAUAACGCCCCAGUGUUUAGUCAGGCAGUUUAUAAAGCCAGUCUGCCUGAAAACUCUCCUUUAGACACUGUGGUGGUCACAGUGAGUGCAACUGAUGUAGACGAGGGAGUCAAUGGAGAUGUGACAUAUGACUUCGGACAUGUUUCAGAGGAUGUGAAGAAGAUAUUUAGCAUUGACCGUAAAGUGGGGGAGAUACGAAUAAUAGGCACAGUUGACUAUGAAACUACCACAUCAUUUGAAAUACGCGUUAAAGCAAAAGAUGGAUUAGGACUGUCAUCAUAUGCUAAAGCAAUAAUUUCUAUCACUGACGUGAAUGACAACGCUCCUGUAGUCGAUUUGAAAUCACUGACAAAUCCCAUUCCAGAGGACACCCCACCUGGUACAGAGGUGGGCAUCAUUAACGUACAGGAUAGAGACUCUGAGACUAACAAACAGGUCCGCUGCUCCAUUCAACAAAACGUCCCUUUUAAGUUGGUUCCUUCUAUUAAAAACUAUUAUUCUCUGGUGACCACAGGACAACUGGACCGUGAACUAGUGUCUGAUUACAACAUUACAAUCACUGCCACUGACGAGGGCUCUCCACCUCUGUCCUCCUCUAAAACUGUUCAGUUAUCUGUAGCAGACAUCAACGACAACCCACCUGUGUUUGAGGAACAGUCCUACAGCGCAUAUGUGACUGAAAAUAACAAACCUGGCUCCACUUUAUGUUCCGUUACUGCUCGAGACCCCGACUGGAGACAAAACGGUACAGUGAUUUAUUCUCUGUUAGCUGGUGAGGUGAACGGUGCCCCUGUGUCCUCCUAUCUGUCUGUUAACGGAGACACGGGGGUGAUCCACGCUGUGAGGUCGUUUGAUUAUGAACAGUUCAGGAGUUUUAAAGUCCACGUGAUGGCCAGAGACAACGGUUCUCCUCCGCUCAGCAGCAACGUGACCGUCAGUGUCUUUAUAUCUGAUGUGAAUGACAACUCUCCUCAGAUACUGUACCCCGCCCCGGAGGGCAACUCCUUCAUGACCGAGCUGGUCCCCAAAGCUGCACACGGAGGCUCUCUGGUGUCCAAAGUGAUAUCGGUGGACGCGGACUCCGGACAGAACGCCUGGCUGUCCUAUCAUAUAGUCAAAUCCACUGAUCCGGGACUUUUCACUAUUGGUCUCCACAGCGGAGAGAUCAGGACACAGCGGGACAUUUCUGAAUCAGACAGCAUGAAACAGAACCUUAUUGUGUCAGUGAAAGAUAACGGACAGCCCUCUCUCUCUACCACCUGUUCCAUGUAUUUACUUAUUUCUGAUAACUUGGCUGAGGUGCCAGAACUGAAGGAUAUUUCUUAUGAUGAGAAGAAUUCCAAACUGACCUCUUAUCUGAUCAUCGCGCUGGUUUCUGUGUCCACCUUUUUUCUGACCUUCAUCAUCAUCAUCCUGGGUGUGAGGUUUUGUCGCAGGAGAAAGCCCAGACUGUUGUUUGAUGGAGCAGUUGCCAUCCCUAGUGCGUAUCUCCCUCCUAAUUAUGCAGAUGUUGACGGCACGGGAACUUUACGUAGCGCUUACAAUUAUGACGCAUACCUGACAACAGGAUCUAGAACCAGUGACUUUAAGUUCGUAACAUCUUACAAUGACAACACACUGCCUGCUGACCAGACUCUGAGGAAAAGUCCAAGUGACUUUGUAGAUGCUUUUGGGGACUGUAAUGGUUCUCCUGAGGUAGGCACGUGUUUUGUAUCACUUUUCCCAGAUUCACAUUAGUGAAUCACAUAUUAUCUCUCUCUCUCACGGACACACACACACACACACACACACACACACACACACACACACACAUGCAGUUAGGGUUCAUAUGAGUGUCAUUUGAUGAGUCUGUUGUUGAAAAUAUAAAACACACAUUCUCUCUCUCUGUCUCUCUCUCUCUCUCUCUCUCUCUCUCUCUCUCUCUCUCUCUCUCUCUCUCUCUCUCACACACACACACACACACACACACACACACACACACACACACACACACACACACACACACACACACACACAAAGGCUUUCCCUAUUUGUUCAUAUGAAGCCUCUUUGAUGUGCCUGUUGUAACUAAUGUAUCUGUCCUUGGUGCUGAUCACUGAUUUGGGCACUAUGGCCUCUGUUUUCUAUCCUGGUGUCUGUUUCUGGUCUCACUGAGUUUUAUUACUUUAAUUUCAUCAUUUACUCAUGUUGAAAUCAAAAGAAAAAUUUUGUAUCUCAUAUUUUAUUGUGUUUGAUUUUUUUAUUUCAUUAAAACCUUUUCAAUGUCAUUUGUAGAUAGAGGAACGCAGACAUUUAUGUUUUGUCACUUAUGCCUAUGAUAAAGACAGAUUGAGAUACAGUAAACUUUUGUCUAUGAUACAGGUGAGGUGACUGCCAACAAAUGUUACAUUGGCACUGAACAUUAGUACUGGAUGCAAAUUGCCAAUGUACAUUAAUCGCUAAGUUUUUAACUGGCCAAUAAAAAAUCUGUUUCCCUAAA
Dicentrarchus labrax (European seabass) is the source of this 3271-nucleotide messenger RNA. Its product is annotated as protocadherin beta-16-like. Gene Ontology annotation, biological process: homophilic cell-cell adhesion. Bases 106 to 2529 code for a protein of 807 amino acids. Gene Ontology annotation, molecular function: calcium ion binding. The record is from RefSeq and is a predicted model, not a curated record. The transcript has a single exon. Gene Ontology annotation, cellular component: plasma membrane. NCBI's taxonomy places the organism in Eukaryota, Metazoa, Chordata, Actinopteri, Moronidae.